Equus quagga is the source of this 401-nucleotide messenger RNA. It is a transcript of the gene GNG14, whose product is annotated as G protein subunit gamma 14. Gene Ontology annotation, cellular component: heterotrimeric G-protein complex. The coding region runs from base 56 to 352 and encodes 98 amino acids. Gene Ontology annotation, molecular function: G-protein beta-subunit binding. The record is from RefSeq and is a predicted model, not a curated record. Lineage: Eukaryota; Metazoa; Chordata; Mammalia; Perissodactyla; Equidae. The transcript is spliced from 3 exons. Gene Ontology annotation, biological process: G protein-coupled receptor signaling pathway.
CUUGUCAAAUGAGAUCGUGACCCCUGUUCGUGCCUCGCGUCUCCAGAGCCUCCACAUGCUGCAGAGCCCUCUGGUCUUCCUUCUUCCGGCAGCUGUCACCUCCUCUGGGAAGCCUUCCCUGACCUUCCUCUGGAUGUCCAGCAAGGUGGCCAUUGGCAGCGACAUUGGGCAGGCCCGCCAGGCUGUGGAACAGCUGCGGAUGGAGGCCGGCAUCGACCGCGUCAAGGUCUCCAAGGCAGCCACCGACCUGCUGCAGUUCUGCAUGGAGCAAGCCAAGAGUGACCCCUUCCUCGUGGGCAUCCCGGCUGCCACCAACCCCUUCAAGGAGAAGAAGCCCUGCGCCAUCCUAUGACCCAGUGGCCCAACAACCCAGGGGGCGUCAAUAAACAUGAAGUGAAUGA